Messenger RNA from Oncorhynchus tshawytscha (Chinook salmon), 1851 nucleotides. RefSeq lists its product as uncharacterized. Lineage: Eukaryota; Metazoa; Chordata; Actinopteri; Salmoniformes; Salmonidae. Bases 126 to 1244 code for a protein of 372 amino acids. The transcript has 13 exons. The record is from RefSeq and is a predicted model, not a curated record.
GUUAUGUUUUAUGCGAAACAGCCGCGCCCGUCAUGCCCAAGAAAUGAAAGUGAAAGCAAUACAAAAUAAAGUCUUGACUGACGUGUAAAGACGAAUGAAAUUUCCAUUCUAUAUUAUCAACUAAAAUGUCAUUACGUGGGUUUGGCAAUAGUUAUCUGGAAAAUGAGGAGGAGGAAGAGAACUAUGAGCAGAGCACUUCUAGUCAGUCUGCCUCGGCCAGGGGGAGCCACUUUGAGUGGCAGCUGUAUGAAGGACAGAAAUGGCUUAGUAUUGGCAAUGACCAUGUGAUCGAGACCCACUACUGCCAGCCUGGGGCCAAAGGAAUGAACAUCUACCCAUCACACAUGGGGCAGGUCUAUAUAGAUUUUGAUCAGAUUGAGGCUCAAAAUGCUGCCAUGGGUGUACGGCGACUCACGUUCCUACCUCAGGGUCAAAAUGAAGACAUCGGGUGGUAUUUCAAAGACAAUCUGAUAUGGCGUGAAUACGGUUCUUUGGGUCCAGGUCAGGGCUCGUCCUCAGUCAGUAGUGGUGAUGUGGAACGACAGUACAUCCUCAGACCUCAGGGGACCUUCCACUUCACUGUGGGGAGGAACAGCUACACCUUAGACUUCACAGCUAUGACACAGACCAAUUCAGCCACCCGGGUACAGAGAAACGUCCGGCGGCGUCCAAAGUUCAACUCCGUCGUCUCAGGGAAUGGCAGCGUAUCCAUUGCCCAAUCAGCCCCCACCGUAAUUGCCUCACCACCUCCCUCUGCUGGCUACACCUGGGAAUUCAUGGGUGAGGAGGGAGUGUGGAUAGAAUACCAGACUCCAAGUUGCUCAUUGGGGAGUGCUGAGAUUGAGAGACGCUACCAGAAGAACCCUAAGGGACAGAUACGCUUCAAAGCUGGGAGAUAUUCCUACACCCUCGACUUCUCAGGCAUGUGUCAGACCAACAUUCGCAUCGGGACCAAAAGAAUUGUGAGGAGAACUCAAUGUGAAGCGCAACAAACAAGCAGUGGAGGAUUGGGUUUACGGUCCCGUUGGCAGUUUCAAGACGUGGACGGAAGCUGGAAAGACUUUGCCAAAAGGAGCGACACCUGCAGUGUAUCCAGCCAGGACAUUGAAGCCCAGUACCAGCAGAACCCAAAUGGAACUAUGAACUUCACUACCAGGAGAUUCAGCUAUCAACUGGACUUCUCAGCCCUGACCCAAAGAAACCUGUCCACUCAGACCACCCGAUCUGUUCGACGCCUGAACUAAUCACUGCCCACGACACUGUCCUGUCAGGGGCGAAGUGCAAUACCCUGGCAGUGGAGGCUGGUGGGAAGAGCUAUAGGAGGACAGGCUCAUUGUAAUGGCUGGAAUGGAAUAAAUGGAGAGGUAUCAAACACACACGGAAACGUUUCACUCCGUUUCUUUCAUUCCAUUCCAGCCAUUACAAUGAGCCCGUCCUAUAGCUCCUCCCACCAGCCUCCACUGUACCCUGGGUGCAUCUCAAUUGUCUAAAGUGGCUUCCUCCCAACUCCAUUUCUUCAUGUGCACAGUGAAGACAAGUCACUGUCCGGUAUUGAGAUGGAACCCCUUCCAUUCCACUUCCUCCUAAAAAUUAAAUUUGUUUACAUAUGUAUUCAUGGAUUUCCUGUUAUUUUUUCAACAUUGUGCAUAUACUUAAAAACCAAUACUGUUAUUAGAAAAGUAGCUUCUGACAAUCUGCACAAUACUUUUUAUUUUUUAUUUUUUUUUAAAUGUGAUCUGUAAAAAGAACCCUCUCACUGCCAAUGGUACAAAAGGAACAAGCCUUUUGAGCAUGUUCUAGCAUGUACAUUUUCUCAUUGUCUUUAGUUUGAAUAAAGGUGAUUUUCAAGUA